AUGGGUGCUGCUAAGAAGAAGAAGAAGAAGAAGAAGAAGAAGAAGAAGAAGAAGAAGAAGAAGAAGAAGAAGAAGAAGAAGAAGAAGAAGAAGAAUAAGAAGAAGAAGAAGAAGAAGAAGAAUAAGAAGAAGAAGAAGAAGAAGAAGAAGAAGAAGAAGAAGAAGAAGAAGAAGAAGAAGAAGAAGAAGAAGAAGAAGAAGAAGAAGAAGAAGAAGAAGAAGAAGAAGAAGAAGAAGAAGAAGAAGAAGAAGAAGAAGAAGAAGAAGAAGAAGAAGAAGAAGAAGAAGAAGAAGAAGAAGAAGAAGAAGAAGAAGAAGAAGAAGAAGAAGAAGAAGAAGAAGAAGAAGAAGAAGAAGAAGAAGAAGAAGAAGAAGAAGAAGAAGAAGAAGAAGAAGAAGAAGAAGAAGAAGAAGAAGAAGAAGAAGACGAAGAAGAAGAAGAAGAAGAAGAAGAAGAAGAAGAAGAAGAAGAAGAAGAAGAAGAAGAAGAAGAAGAAGAAGAAGAAGAAGAAGAAGAAGAAGAAGAAGAAGAAGAAGAAGAAGAAGAAGAAGAAGAAGGUGCCAAACAAGGACGGCAUCGUGGUCAACAAGGCGCUCAGCAGCAACGAUGACUACGCGGAGGUGGCAGGCCCGAUUCCUUCAUUCCCUGAGAAGGCGAAGCUGAAAGACCCCACCCCAACUCCCAUCCACCUUCCCCUCGCAGUAAGGACAACCAAGGUCGGCCAACGGUUAUCGGCUGGUGAGUGUUAA
Molecule: messenger RNA, 750 nt
Organism: Closterium sp. Naga37s-1
Lineage: Eukaryota; Viridiplantae; Streptophyta; Zygnematophyceae; Desmidiales; Closteriaceae
Source: the annotation of a GenBank genome assembly